Molecule: messenger RNA, 4390 nt
Organism: Centruroides sculpturatus (bark scorpion)
Lineage: Eukaryota; Metazoa; Arthropoda; Arachnida; Scorpiones; Buthidae
Product: ubiquitin carboxyl-terminal hydrolase 40-like
Exons: 29
Coding region: 228-3947 (1239 amino acids)
Biological process (GO): protein deubiquitination
Cellular component (GO): cytosol; nucleus
Molecular function (GO): cysteine-type deubiquitinase activity; cysteine-type endopeptidase activity
Source: RefSeq, a predicted model, not a curated record
CCGGCCAGCGGUUGCCAUAGAGUUAAUGGCGGCCACCAUGCCGACGUAAACAAACAAGCGGAAUGCCAACAUAGGUUAUCGUUCGUUUUAAAGAAUAAAUCGAAUAUAAUUCGAUGCAAUCAGUAAUUUAUUCGAUCGUCCGUUUAUUCAGAAUAAUAAUAAUGCAACAUUUUAUAAGAGACGUGACAUCUUAGCAUAAAUUGGUGGGAAAUCGGGCCGCCAAGGUGAUGUUCGGCAAUCUCUUUCAAGAAAAUAACAGAAUGAAGAGUGCCAAAAGAGUGCCUCCACCCAGAUCUGUUUACGGAUUAAGUGGAAUCGAAAAUCAGGGUGCAACUUGUUAUUUGAAUACCUUGUUACAGACUCUUUUAUUAACUCCGGAAUUCAGGGAUGGAAUAUUUGAACUGGAAGAAAGCGAAUUGGGUUCUUUGAACGACAAGCAAAAGAAAGGUUCUAAGAUUCGCAUUAUUCCUCUUCAACUCCAACGUCUGUUUGCCAGACUCUUGUUGAGUAACCAAGAGGCGGCUUCCACUUCGGAAUUGACGGAGAGCUUUGGAUGGAAACAUAACGAGGAAAUGCAGCAACAUGACGUACAAGAACUGAAUCGCAUACUGUUUAGUGCCAUAGAAACUUCUCUAAUAGGUACCUCGGGGAAGAAUUUAAUUUCUCAGUUAUAUCAUGGAUCCACAGUCAGUCAGAUUGUAUGUCAAGUUUGUAGCAAAAUUAGUGAGAAAGAGGAGGAUUUUUUAGAUCUCAAUAUUACCGUUUCGGGAUUUAAUAGUCUGCAGGAAAGCUUAACGUCUACAUUCGUCCACAAAGAAGUGAUGAAAGGGAAAAAUCAGUACAAAUGUAGUAUGUGUUGUAAACUUGUAGAUGCCAAAAAAGGUGUAAAAAUUAGAAAACUUCCGCCUAUCUUAACAUUUUCUCUGUUGAGAUUUUGUUUCGAUCUCUCUAAAGGAGAACGUUACAAGGAAAAAGGGAAGUUUAUUUUUCCAAUGGAGAUCGAUAUGUCUCCUUACUGUGAUGAACAAAAGAAUUCUGAAGAUACUCAUUAUGAUUUAUUUAGCAUAAUCAUUCACAGUGGAAGUGGUCAUGAAGGACAUUACCAUGCAUAUAUUAGGGAUUUUGAUUGUUUGGGAAGAUGGUUUCCUCCAGAUGAAGAAUGCCAUUUUUCGAGCCUCGGAAAGAGCGGAAGUACAAAUCAAUGCAAACAGGAUCCCGUCGAGUUGAUGGUGAACAUUUUGCAGCAACAGUCGAAUUUCUGUCUGCCUUUAGAGACCUUAUGUUUGGAAAUGACUGCAAUUUCAGGUUUAUCAUGGAAUAAGAGAUUUAAGAAGCAUUUUGGACCACUUAACAAGUUCCUCCUUCAGAAUGAUGCAAUAUUUUUUGUAAAUCAAGAUACAAAUGUCGUAUGUUUAAAAGAACAAAUCAGUGAUCAAAAUAUUGCUGUGAACAGCAGCAAUUCUCCUAUUAGUGAUACCAAAGAUAAUGUAGUUUCUUCUAAAUGUAAAGAACCAUCUAGAAGUAGCAGUUUCAAAUCCAGUUUAUGGGAUAAGAAAAGAUCCAAGAAUUACUGUACUGAUUUUGGCAAUAAUUGGUUUGACUUCAAUGACACUACGGUGAAACCGAUUAACCUAAAAGAUAUUGAGAAAAUAUUUGGUGGUUCUGAAAGUGCCUACAUGUUAUUUUAUAGACGAAAAUCCUUGAAGAGACCAGUAGAAGGUGAGUUAUUAACUUUAAUAAUUCUACAUUAUGUACUCAUGUGUGAGAUCAUUCACUCAGUUAUCGAGCAUGUCAAAGUUAACCAAAAUUAUUUGAAUGAAUAUAUAUUUGGAUUUUUCAGGAACGAAUAUGAUGCCAUCGUAAACAGUAUUAACUUGCAAAUUCAUUUUGGCAUUCAUCAUCAGUAUUAUCAAGGUGCUUUACAACCCAUUCCAGAAAUGCUGAGCAUUCUGGAAUUGAGUAUCGAUAAACGCAAGACUCUGGCUGAUUUACGAAAUCAGAUUGGGCAAUUAGGUAUGGCGUUCUGUCCGGAAAGCCACGAUACAAUUCAUCUUCUGAGUGAAGUGCCUGCAGGUCUUCAUCUGUAUGAAGAACUAAGUCCUAGUCAAGAUUCGGAAAGUCUUAUAGAUUUACAAAUUACGGACGGAACUAAAUUAUUUGUUUGGAAUGGCAAAGAGGUUGGAGGCGAAAUUAUUCUCGUGGGCAUUCACCACGAGCCUAUUUUGUUAAAUGUCACCUGCAGGUUGAGUGACACAGAUUGUAUUAAAAUGACACGGGGAUUUCCAAAGAGUAUGACCUUAGGAGAGUUAAAAGUUCUGCUUUGUGAUAUUACACCCUUAAACUUAGAGGAUAUUGUCAUUAGUAAGGUUGAAUUUCAAAUUGUUUUAGAUGACGAUUCGACAGUUACGACCUUUGAUGACUUGAAAGAAGGAAUGUCGUUGAUAGAACUCAACCUUUUAGAUGGUGACAAUAUUCUUGCUACUAGCAGCUGUGAUAAAAGUGAUAACUAUACAAAAUUGAUUACUGUAAUUGUUGAGAACAGAUGCAUGAUUAACAGUGGUUGUGCACUUCCCAAUCCAAUUCAAAAUGAAGUCGAAGUAGAUCCAAAACAAAAUAUUUCAGAUCUUUUAAACCUGCUCAUACAACGAUUUUCAUUCGACAACAGUAUUGAUUAUAGACUGAGAAAAGUCGCCGAUGGUCGUCGUCAGAAACCGUCAAUUUAUUUAGAUUUAACUCUUAGAGAAGCGGGGAUAACGGACAGUUGUAAAUUAAUUUUAGAAAAAGGAGUUUCACCAAAGUCUAAUCAAGUAACUUUACUGUUUAGCAUAAAUGAGAUGAUUGAUGAUGCUCCUGCAUAUGAAGUGACGGUCAGUCGUAAAUUAAGCAUUUCAGAAUGUCUAAAAUUAAUGCUGAAGCAGUCCGGUUUAGAUGGAGAAAGUUGGCAUCUUUGCAAGACGAAUUGGCGUGGAGAACCCACCAGUCCAUUAGUUAAUGAAAAUAUGAGCUUAGAAGAGGAAGGAGUGGAUCACGGUGAUUAUUUGAUUAUUUUAGAAGGUCGUCUUCCUCCUCCAGGAUAUCUCACUCUUUACAUGUGGUUAUAUGAAACAUUCACUUGCAAUCAAAAUCAAAAUUCAAAUGACACAAGAAUUAUGAACGGUGAAUGUUCUGGAAUCUCCCACUAUUACAAUUACGUGCCCAUUCAGUUGGGAGAAGUGGAAAUCUCCGCCGAGUCGACGCUGACCGAUCUCAAACGCCAACUCUUAACUCUUCCAAAUCUCAGUACCUGCAGUCUUCCAGGCACACUCUAUUUGAGACUCAGAUUAUUAGAAGGAAACAAACCCGGUCGCAUUCUGAGAGGUCACGCUGCUUCGCUGAGAAAAUUGAAAUUAUAUAACAAUCAAUCAAUUGCAGUUCAGAUAUUGACUGAAGAGGAAGAUCUUUUGCAGAGCGAAAUUCUUUUAAAUGUUCACUGGAGAAUAUCUGACCUGCGUACUUAUGGGCCGCCAGUGGAAGUCAUCUGGGAGACCGGAAAGUCGGCAAAUAUUAAAAGUCUGUGCCAAGUCGUGUCGGAAUAUCUUGGAGUUCCAGCAGACAGGUUUCUCCUGGCCAAAUACUUUCCGGAAACUUAUGAAUGGAAAGUGAUCAACGAAAUUACGAAAAACAAAGUAAAGAAGAAAUGGACUUUGCCUAAAAUAAAUUUAAGACAAAAGCCAUUUUAUUUAAAAGACGGAGACAUAAUUGGUGUUAAGGAUUCCAACACAGACUGUGAUAAUCUAUAUGAUUUCAACACUCCAGAAGAUGAUCUGAAAAUAGAAAUUUUGAGAAUUUCACUAAAAGAGAGUCAAAAACUGGAAGAGACUUGGAGCACAGGAAGUGGUGACACAGACGCCACCAACAGCAGUCAGCCGGAAGUAGGCUUGACAAUCCAUGUGGAGGAUUUCAACUGAUUUUUUUAAUCACUUUGGGCAGUCAAAGAAACGCGCAUUGUCUUUCAUUCCAAUUUGGAUUUACCAUCAUAAAAGUAAAUUGAAAAAUUUUCUGAAAGUCGUAAUCCAGAAUUUGUUUUAUUUAUGGAGUCGAUUACUUUUAUGCUUAGAUAAAAUAAUUGAUUUUUUUAUAUGUAAGUAUUUUUCUGUAAUUGUAAAAUACAUAAUAAAUUAAUUUUUACUCUAAUGAUGCUCUCUGCACUAGGAAUUAGCCAAACACUUUACCCACAAUUAACAAUCCACAGAGCACAAUAUACAUGAAAGCUAAAAAUACAACACUAGCAACCCUCCAUCAUCAUAUAGAAUCACAACAACAAAAUAGCUAUUUUAGAAACUAUAUAGGAUACAAAGAACAGUUGCUUGUCCUGUACUUGUCGUAGAAUGGUGGCAUAUAUAUAAAGAUU